AUGCGACGAGCUCCAUUUGGUAGACCAAUGUCUUCCCGUCUAAAUCCCCAAAACCAGCCUGCCCCAGACGAAAGCCCAAGCAACGAGCCAGAAAAUGAUUCGCAGAAUGAAGUAUUCUUCCCAGGAGUCUGGGACGUACUGAGAGUACGAUACUUACUGCAAUGGAAGCUUCAAGAAGGAUUCCCACCAGAGUUAAUCGAUGAGAUUAUCGACGAGGCCGAGUACUGGCCUUCAACAGUGAAUCACAUGGAAGGCAAAAUGCCAAAAUGGAUUAGACAAGACCACGAUCAAGUCAUAUUGAAAACUGUCCCUCUUUGUUAUGACCGGGAGAGUAUAGAGCAAUCAUCCUCCCCCAAACCGCUUCCCAACCGUGGUCGCCAUCCAUGUCGCAAAAUAAUAUUCCAGAUCACUUCACAUGACCAGGGUGGCAGAGGAAGUAUAACGGAUGAGGACAGAUAUAGAGGGACAUGGACAUGGUUUGACACCGAGAUUAUCCAAAAAGCACACACUCGAAACAUGUACGCAGACGGCAAAGAACAAGAAUUGCUUGAAAAUGAGCGCGGAGAUAGGCCCAGGAAUUUUCGACCAGGCGAUGAGGGACUUCUUCCGCAUGAUAACAAGCUCCAGGUCAAUGCGAGACAUUGCCGCACUGUCCAGAACCAUACUAUUGUAUGGCAUUACCGGGAUUGCAUUGGCCCUGAAUCUCAUGAAGCAUACUUUAUCGAGCGCAAGCAGGGUCGAGGGAGAUUGACGCUUGAUGGUCGCUAUGUGAGGGAAUUGGAAAUCGGUGACUCGAUCGCGUUGUGGGCGAAAGCCAGGUUUCCUGGUUGGGUUAAUUAUGCAUACAAGGCUAGCGUUCGUGUGUUUUGGGCUAUAUAA
Penicillium malachiteum is the source of this 879-nucleotide messenger RNA. RefSeq lists its product as uncharacterized. The record is from RefSeq and is a predicted model, not a curated record. The transcript has 2 exons. Lineage: Eukaryota; Fungi; Ascomycota; Eurotiomycetes; Eurotiales; Aspergillaceae. The coding region runs from base 1 to 879 and encodes 292 amino acids.